AUUCGUUUACGGACGUAAGCAGGUUCUUCGCCGACGGGUGAUAUUAGUUUCCAAAUCCAAAAACUGUUUCGUACAAUAAAGAAAGGGGAAAAUCAAGAAGAUCAAACAAAGUUUAGUGUCACUCUGAAGGUAGCAACCGGUAAACAAUUCUUCAUCGAUGGAAGGCGAGAUUGACAAAGAAGAACUGAAGGCUGCCGGAGCUCAGCUCCUUCCCGACGGUCGAACUGGUUUAGUCAUUAACGGCUGGGAGAUCGAAACUCGAAAGUUCCCCAUCCUCAAUUCCACACAUGUCCAACUUUGGGAACAAAAGCUUCAGACCUCCCACUUGCCUGAAAUGGUUUUUGGCGAAAGUUCACUGGUUCUGAAGCACUUGAAGAGCGACGUUAAAAUUCAUUUCAAUGCAUUUGAUUCUCUAGUUGGUUGGAAGCAGGAAAAGUUACCACCAGUUGAAGUCCCUGCAGCAGCAAAAUGGAAAUUUAGGAGCAAACCUUUCCAGCAAGUGAUAUUAGACUAUGACUACACAUUUACAACACCAUAUUGUGGAAGUGAAACUGUCGAGAAAAGCUUAGAGCAAAGGGAGACAAUCUCUGAUGAAGGCAGCUGCAAGCUUCAUUGGGAGGACUGUGAGGAACGAAUUGAUUUGACUGCUCUGGCAUCAAAAGAACCUAUUCUCUUCUAUGAUGAGGUGAUCUUUUAUGAAGAUGAAUUAGCUGAUAGUGGAGUGUCACUAUUAACAGUUAAAGUGAGGGUCAUGCCAAGUUGUUGGUUCCUUCUCUUGCGUUUUUGGCUUAGAGUUGAUGGUGUGCUUAUGCGUUUAAGAGACACACGUAUGCAUUGCAUAUUUGGUGAGAGUAAUAAACCAGUUGUUCUGAGAGAAUGUUGCUGGAGAGAAGCCACGUUUCAAGCACUAGCUUCUAAAGGAUAUCCUUCUGAUUGUGCUGCGUAUGUUGAUCCAACCAGCAUCAGCCAAAGACUUCCCAUCAUUUUGCACAAGACCCAAAAGCUUAAAAUUCCUAAUUAACCUGUACGCUUAAAUUAAUCCUUCAUAGUCUGGAAAUGCUUUUAUUUAUCUUUAUCCAACGGGGAAUUUGUUUGUA
This is a messenger RNA of Daucus carota subsp. sativus, 1097 nucleotides long. RefSeq names its product TIP41-like protein. Gene Ontology annotation, cellular component: cytosol. The record is from RefSeq and is a predicted model, not a curated record. The transcript is spliced from 8 exons. NCBI's taxonomy places the organism in Eukaryota, Viridiplantae, Streptophyta, Magnoliopsida, Apiales, Apiaceae. Bases 158 to 1021 code for a protein of 287 amino acids. Gene Ontology annotation, biological process: TOR signaling.